Messenger RNA from Sphenostylis stenocarpa, 1947 nucleotides. The record is from the annotation of a GenBank genome assembly. NCBI's taxonomy places the organism in Eukaryota, Viridiplantae, Streptophyta, Magnoliopsida, Fabales, Fabaceae.
AUGUCCGCUCGUAUCCAGUCUCCGACGAGUGCCUUCUUCGUGGGGUCCAACGACGACCAGCUCGAACGUGCCCAGGCCCGUGCAGCCCGCGCGGCUACCAUUCGCCGCAAGUCCCUUGCCGCCAAUUUCCACUUGCAACCGCCCAGUUCUCUUCCCUGUCUCAACAAGCACCAGAUUCUCGACUUGUUCCACAACUGCAUAAAGCUCGCUUCCGAAAAUAAAAUUAAUCAGAAAAACACGUGGGAGUUGGAUUUGAUCGAUCACCUCACUGAUAUUAUUAGGGUUGAAGAAGGGAAUCACAUGGAGACUAAUUUUCAAAUAGCAAGCUGUACUCUUGAAGCUGGAGUCAAAAUAUAUUCCUUGAGGGUGGAUUCAGUGCAUUCCGAUGCAUAUAAAGUCCUUGCUGGAAUGAGUAGAGCCGGCCAAGAAACUGUGGAAGUGUCAAAGUGUCCAGACGCUACUUUAGGGAGUGUUAAUGCAGAAAAUGGACAGGCAAGCACGAAGGAAGUUGACAAAAAGUUGUUGUUUUUGUCAACAUUGGAAUCAUCUUUUGAGGUUCUUAAUGUAAAGAGGUUUGAAGUUGCAUUUGCUGUGGAUCCACUCUAUCACCAGACGUCAGCACAAUUUGAUGAAGGUGGAGCCAAGGGCCUUUUGAUGAAUAAUCUUGGUGUAUAUGGUAAAUGUCGGGUGCUCUUUGACUCACAAGAAGUGCCAGGGAAGUGCAUAAUAAGUCAAAAUGAACAUGAUAUUUCAGAUACAAUUGAUCUUUCUUUCGCCAGAGAUAGUGUUGAACAGAUGAUAUUAAGUAUGCAUACGAAGGAUGAAAUCUCUCCAACUCUCAGGAUGAUAGUAAAUCAAUUUGAUGAAAAUUAUAGAAGGCCUUUUGAUUUUCAAACUUCUGGUGAGAAAUCGGCUGAGGAGUUCGAUGCAGAUAUUGGUUGUGAAGUUGUCAACGGAAAAGAAGGAGAUGAUAACUCUUCAACUUGGAGUUAUGAUCAAGAUAGCCAAACAUUUGCUGCUGAAUGGGGCUCUGGUGAAACAGACCCAAGUUUUCCAAGUUACCAUGAGGAAAAAGAACCAUUUCAUUCCCAAGAUCCUCAUAUGGAUGACAUAUUUGAGAAUGUUGUUGGAUAUUUAUUUUUGAGUCUGGGUUUUAGGUCAAAGAAGAAUUCAUGGGCAGGCCUUGAUCAUUGGAAGCAUAAAAAUAUUGAAGGUUCAAAGUCAAAGGUUCAUUGUACUUCCGAGGAUAUCCAGAAAACCAGGAAGCCAAGGACAACGAGACAGGUCAAAGUUGAUUUAGAAUUCACAAGUUUUCUGGAGAAAAAAAUACCAGAUAUCUUUUCUCCUCCCAAGAAUCCCAAAUCUUUACUGCUCUCGAAAAGUAUAUCACCUUGCAUUACAAAAGAUCCAGAGGAUUGCCACUACGAACCAGAGGAUCUUGUCAAGUUUUUUCUUGUUCCUUAUGUAAAAUGUAUUGGGAGAAGAACGAGAAGGCUAUCAGAUGUCUCAGGAGAACAAUGUAAUGACAACGAAUCAUUCCCUUCCUGGGGUAAUGGAAGUGUUUGGGAUGGUGGUGUCACUGAUGUACAUAAUGACAUGGAUGACUCUAGCACACUUAUUUCCCAGCCUCGUCAGAUCAAUAAAAUUGAAGUCCAGUAUGACAAAACAUCCAAACAAGUAAAUGUGGAGGCUCUGAAAAUAACACUUUGGGACCGAAUUCAAGAAUCUAUUCAACUUCCAUUUCAGGGUCAAAAAGAAAUGGUAUCUUUCAGGCAUAUAUUGGCAAACUUUCCUAGUAAAAGCAAUGCUGCUGCGACUAUCAGUGACAUAUCUCCACAUUUGUGUUUCAUAUGCCUAUUACAUUUGGCUAAUGAGAAGGGGUUAAGCAUUCAAAGUUGCCCCACCUUGGAUGAUCUUGGCGUAUGCCUACCUGAUGAUGGCCACUAA